GGGGGGUGUCGGGGCGGCCGCGGCGGGAGGCAGCGGGCCUGAAGGCCGCGUCCAUGGGCCCGCGGCGGCCGCGCGGCGUCGGGGGCGGCGGCGUCGGGGGCGGCGGCGGCGGCGGUGGCGGUGCGGGCCGGCGCGGGGCGGCGCGCGCGCUGUGAGGCCCGGGCGGCGGCGGCGGAGCCUCGCGCGUGCGGCGGGGCCGAGGCCUGCGGCGGCGGCGGCCGGCGGGGCAUGCGGCGCGGGUGGCCGAGCUGACCAAGGAGCGCGCGCCGCCCGCGGCUCUGCCGCCCACCAUGUCGGCCGCCAAGGAGAACCCGUGCAGGAAAUUCCAGGCCAACAUCUUUAACAAGAGCAAGUGUCAGAACUGCUUCAAGCCGCGCGAGUCGCACCUACUCAACGACGAGGACCUGACGCAGGCAAAGCCCAUCUACGGUGGCUGGCUUCUCCUGGCUCCGGAUGGGACUGACUUUGACAAUCCUGUGCACCGGUCUCGGAAAUGGCAGCGGCGGUUCUUCAUCCUCUACGAGCACGGCCUCCUGCGCUACGCCCUGGAUGAGAUGCCCACGACCCUCCCACAAGGCACCAUCAACAUGAACCAGUGCACAGACGUGGUGGAUGGUGAGGGCCGCACUGGCCAGAAGUCCUCCCUGUGCAUCCUGACGCCUGACAAGGAGCACUUCAUCAGGGCUGAGACCAAGGAGACCAUCAGCGGGUGGCUGGAGAUACUCAUGGUCUAUCCCAGGACCAACAAGCAGAACCAGAAGAAGAAGCGCAAGGUGGAGCCACCCACACCACAGGAACCAGGGCCCGCCAAAGUGGCUGUGACCAGCAGCAGCAGCAGUAUCCCCAGUGCAGAGAAGGUCCCCCCCACCAAGUCCACGCUCUGGCAGGAAGAAAUGAGGGCCCAGGACCAGCCGGACGGGAGCAGCCUGAGUCCAGCUCAGAGUCCCAGCCAGAGCCAGCCUCCUGCGGCCAGCUCCCUCCGAGAGCCAGGGCUGGAAAGCCGAGAAGAGGAGAGCACCAUGAGCAGCGACCGCAUGGACUGUGGCCGCAAGGUCCGCGUGGAGAGUGGCUACUUCUCCCUGGAGAAGACCAAGCAAGACCUGAAGGCUGAGGAGCAGCAGCUGCCCCCGCCGCUCUCCCCUCCCAGCCCCAGCACCCCCAACAACAGGUACAGUGGCCAUGAGUCACCCUCCCAGGAGCUCUGCCGUCCCCUUGGCCCACCAGGUCUUAUAGCAGCCGGCCGCAUGGUCUGCAGCACCUCCCUCGGCUCCCUGGCUGUGGCCAGUCGGCCUUCCACCUACACGGACUCUGGCUGCGCUGGGAGGCAGGGGCCUGAGAGACCGGGGAGCGCCUUUGCCUUCAAAGCCAGCAGGCAGUAUGCCGCCCUGGCCGACGUCCCCAAGGCCAUCCGCAUCAGCCACCGAGAAGCUUUCCAGGUAGAGAGAAGGCGGCUGGAGCGGAGGACUCGGGCCCGGAGCCCUGGCAGGGAAGAGGUGGCACGUCUCUUUGGCAAUGAACGGAGGAGGUCCCAAGUCAUUGAGAAGUUUGAGGCCUUGGACAUUGAGAAGGCAGAGCACAUGGAGACCAAUGCCUCAGCUGUGACCCCACCAUCGAGUGACACGCGACAAGGUCGCAGCGAGAAGAGGGCAUUCCCUAGGAGGCGGGACCUCACCAGCGAAGCCCCCACAGCUCCGCUCUCAGACGCCACGACCUCCCCCCUGUCUCCACACCGACGAGCCAAGUCACUGGACAGGCGGUCCACGGAGUCCCCCAUGACGCCCGACCUGCUGAACUUCAAGAAAGGCUGGCUGACCAAGCAGUAUGAGGAGGGCCAGUGGAAGAAGCACUGGUUUGUCCUCGCCGACCAAAGCCUGAGAUACUACAGGGAUUCCGUGGCUGAGGAGGCAGCUGACUUGGAUGGGGAGAUCGACCUGUCCACUUGUUAUGAUGUCACAGAGUAUCCAGUCCAGAGGAACUAUGGCUUCCAGAUCCAUACCAAGGAGGGCGCGUUCACCCUGUCGGCCAUGACCUCCGGGAUCCGGCGCAACUGGAUCCAGACCAUCAUGAAGCACGUGCACCCUGCCACCGCCCCGGACGUGACCAGCUCCCUGCCAGAGGAGAAGAGCAAGAGCAGCUCCCCUUUGGAGGCCUGCCCAAGGCCCAGUGACAAGCCCGAGGCCGAGCCUGGGGAGCCCGACCCGGAGCUGAAGAGGAGCCGUGCCCGGGAGCGGAGGCGGGAGGGCCGCUCCAAGACCUUUGACUGGGCCGAGUUCCGCCCCAUCCAGCAGGCCCUGGCUCAGGAGAGGGCUGCCCGGCCCCCCAACACCCAGGAACCUGGGCAUCCUGAGGCAGAGCCUGGUGAGCUGGAACGGGAGCGUGCGCGUCGCCGGGAAGAGCGGCGCAGGCGCUUCGGGAUGCUAGACACCCCGGACGGAUUGGGCACCGAGGAUGCUGCCCUGCGCAUGGAGAUUGACCGGAGCCCAGGGUUGCCUGGCCCCAGCGACCUGAAAGCGCAGAACGUCCAUGUGGAGAUCGAACAGCGCUGGCAUCAGGUGGAGACCACCCCGCUGCGGGAAGAGAAGCAGGUGCCCAUCGCUCCCCUGCACCUGCCCUCUGAGGAUGGCACUGAUCGCCUCUCUACGCAUGAGCUGACCUCCCUGCUGGAGAAGGAGCUGGAGCAGAGCCAGAAGGAGGCCUCGGACCUUCUGGAGCAGAACCGGCUCCUGCAGGACCAGCUGAGGGUGGCCCUGGGCCGCGAGCAGAGUGCCCGUGAGGGCUACGUGCUGCAGACUGAAGUGGCCACCUCCCCAUCGGGUGCCUGGCAGAGACUCCAUAAAGUCAACCAGGACCUGCAGAGAGAGCUGGAAGCCCAGUGCCAGCGCCAGGAGCUGAUCACACAGCAGAUUCAGACCCUGAAGCGUAGCUAUGGGGAGGCCAAGGACGCCAUCCGGCACCACGAGGCCGAGAUCCGGAGCCUGCAGGCGAGGCUCAGCAAUGCCGCGGCCGAGCUGGCCAUCAAGGAGCAGGCGCUGGCCAAGCUGAAGGGCGACCUGAAGCUGGAGCAGGCCAGGGUCCGGGAGCAGCUGGAAGAGCGGCAGCAGCGCGAGGCCGUGCUCAGCGCUCAGCUGAGGGCCAGUGAGCAGAAGCUGCAGAGCGCUGAGGCCCUGCUCCUGGAGAGGACGCAGGAGCUGCGAGGCCUGGAGACGCAGCAGGCACUGCAGCGGGACCGGCAGAAGGAAGUGCAGAGGCUGCAGGAGCGGGUGGCUGCGCUCAGCCAGCAGCUAGGUGCCAGUGAGCAGGCUCAGCGGCUGAUGGAGGAGAAGCUGCAGAGCAACUAUGCGCUGCUGCUGCAGAGCUGUGAGGAGGAGAAGCGGGCGCUGCUGCAGAGCCUGAAGGAGCUGGAGGACAAGGCCAGCCUCUACGAGGACCAGCUGCAGGACCACGCGCAGCAGGUGGAGGCCCUCGAGAAGGAGAAGCUGAGCGCCAGGUGUGAGGGCAGUGAGCAGGUGCACCAGCUGGAGCAGCAGCUGGAGGCCCGGGAGACCAGCCUGCGCCAGCUCGCAGAGCACGUGCAGCACCUGCGGGAGGAGCGCGACCUCAGCAGGCAGCGGCUGCAGGAGCUGACGGAGCGGGUGGCCGCGUCCCAUGACGAUGUGGCCGCCCUGCAGGAGAAGCUGAGCGGGCGGGAAGCUGACUACGAGAGUCUGGAGCGCUCCUACCACAGCGUCUCGGAGCAGCUGCAGAGCACGCACACACUGCUCCGGCAGAGGGAGGAGGAGCUGCGGUGCAUCAGAGACGCGCACGAGAACGUGCUGGAGAAGAAAGAGCAGGAGCUCCGCGAGGCUCUGGUUAAAGUGGUCGCCCUGGGCAGCAGCUUGGAGGAAACGGAAAUAAAGCUGCAAGCCAAGGAAGAGAUUCUAAGGAAGUUUGCAGAGGAGCCUUCGGGGGCCCUGGAAGACAGAGAGCAAGAGGGGGGCAUUGCCCUUCCAGGCCAGCAGCACCCAGCUGCCAGCAGCACACCCUUGGGCUUCCCACACGCACCGCUGGAGGACGAGGCCCCAGCAGCUGCCCUGGGGGACGAGGGUGGUGAUGGCAGCCCUGGCAAAGAGGAGGGCACAGCACCGCCAAAGUCAGCCGAAGUGUGCAGCAGGGAGGGCCAUCUGCAGAGCUCAGCCAAGCCCGACACGGGAGCAGCUGGGGGGAAGAGGCAGAGAAUCCGGUUCUCCACGAUCCAGUGCCAGAAGUAUGUGCAGCCCGAGGGGUCUGAAAAGACCUGGACCAGCAGCACGUCGUCGGACACUAGUCAGGAGCGCUCGCCCUCUGAGGAGAGCGUGUGUUCAGAGGCCGCGCCCGGCGCUCUGCCCGCAGCCAGCGAUGCAGAGACGUACCUGUCCAUCAUCCACUCCCUGGAGACCAAGCUCUACGUCACAGAGGAGAAGCUCAAGGAUGUGACCCUGAGGCUGGAAAGCCAGCAGGGCCAGAGCCGGGAGGCACUGCUCGUGUUGCACCAGCAGUGGGCUGGUGCUGAGGCGCAGCUCCGCGAGCAGCUGCGCGCCAGCCUGCUGCAGGUCGGCUCCCUGGCUGCCCAGCUGGAGCAGGAGAGACGCGAGAGGGCCUCGGGCGUCGAGAGCCACGUCGGGGAGCUGGGGGACUUCCAGGUGAAGAACAGCCAGGCCCUGUCGUGCUUAGAGAGCUGCCGGGAGCAGCUGAGGCUGCUGCCACGGGCCGGCCAGGACAAGCAGGAUGCAGGCCUGACCUCCCUGGCUGGCGUGGAGAGCGCACUCGUGAGCAUCAUGCAGGCCCUGCAGCCCUGGCCCAGCCCUGCAGACAGCGGGGUGCAGGCAUGGCUGGAGGAAAGACGGCUGGUGGAGGGCGGGGCGGGCCCCCCUGCCCAGGGCCCUCAGCCGGAGCUGAGCGAGCAGCAACAGGUGAAGCUGCUGUCAGACCAGAUGGCCCUGGAGGCCUCUCUGAUCAGCCAGAUAGCGGAUUCUCUGAAGAGCACCACCUUGGACGUGUCCCGCGUCCUCAGUGAGCUGUCGCGAGCAGGGGAACUGCCGCUGGAGGCUGAGCGGGGUACCCACUUGGCCCUGGCGCCCGCAGAGGCCUGGGCCAGGAAGGUGCUGGUAGACGGCGAGUUCUGGAGCCAGGUGGAAUCCCUGAGAAAGCACCUGGGGACACUGGGAGGAGAAGCUGCCAGCGUCUCGGGAGGCGGGCAGCAGCAUGUCCCGCAGGGCCUGGCUGAGGCCACGUGGGUCAGGGCAGAGCUCAGCUUUGCCACGCAGUCAGUGAGAGAGUCGUUCCAGCACAGGCUGCAGAGCAUCCAGGAGACCCUGCAGGGGACGCAAAGGGCCCUGCGACAGCACAAGUGCAUGCUGGGGGAGAUCCUGAGAGCCUACCAGACACCGGACUUUGAGCGCGUGAUGCAGCGGGUGUCAGAGGCCCUGGGGCCGGCAGUGGGCAGUGAGGACAGUGUACACACAUUCUGGGAGCUGAGCCCUUCAGAAACGCUGGGUCCAGACACAGAGGGCUCCCAGGAGCCCCUGCGGGGGCCACAGCAGAGCCCACAGGCCCUCGUGGCCAUCCAGGAAGAGCUGGCCCAGCAGCUGAAGGAGAAGGCCAGGCUGCUGGAGGAGAUCUCGGCUGCCCUCCCGUCUCUGCCGCCCUGGGAGUCACUUGGGGGCUGCCGGAGGCUCCUGCAGGCAUCCCACGAGCUCUCCUAUAGCGCCUGCCUGGGAGGCCUCGGGCAGUACUCAUCCCUGCUAGUCCAAGACGCCAUCAUCCAGGCUCAGGUGUGCUACGCAGCCUGCAAGAUCCGGCUCGAGUACGAAAGGGAGCUCCGCUUCUACCGGGAGUCCUGGCAGAGCGGGGGCACCUCCUGCCAGGAGCAGGCGCUGCGGGAGGAGUACGAGGAACUGCUCCAUAAGCAGAAAAGCGAGUACCUGCAGCUGAUCGCCAUCAUUGAAAGGGAGAACGCCGAGCUCAAAGCCAGGGCCAGCCAGCUGGGCCUGCAGCAGCCGUGUCUGCAGGAGGCAGAGAGCAAGCGCAGUGAGAGCACAGAGCUGCAGGGCAGCUGCGUGGCGGAGCACAGCCGGGUGUGGAGCCAGCUGGGCGCCCCGGCCAGGGACAGUCAGGAUCUGGAGCGGCACCAUGGGCAGCAGGUGCAGACCCUGGAGGAUCGGUUCCAGCUCAAGGUCAAGGAGCUGCAGACGAUCCACCAGGAGGAGCUGAGGGCUCUGCAGGAGCACUACUCGCACAGCCUGCGCCACCUGCAGGAGACCCUCGGCCUUGGCCCACAGCCUCUGCCCGAGGCUCUGCCAGCCCCCAGCGCCACCUGGCCAGCCCAGCCUGCCGUGGCCCUGGGGGAGGCCGACUCCAUGACGGGUCUGCGGGAACGCAUCCAGGAACUAGAGGCCCAGAUGGACAUGAUGCGGGAGGAGCUGGGCCACAAGGAGCUGGAAGGUGACACGGCCUCCUUGCGUGAGAAAUACCAGCGGGACUUGGAGAAUCUCAAGGCCACGUGCGAGCGCGGCUUUGCCGCCAUGGAGGAGACGCACCAGAAGAAGAUCGAGGACCUGCAGAGGCAGCACCAGCGGGAGCUGGAGAAGCUGCGGGAGGAGAAGGACCGGCUCCUGGCCGAGGAGACCGCUGCCACCAUCUCAGCCAUUGAAGCCAUGAAGAAUGCCCACCGGGAGGAGAUGGAGCGGGAGCUGGAGAAGAGCCAGCGGUCGCAAAUCAGCAGCAUCAACUCCGACAUCGAGGCACUACGGCGGCAGUACCUGGAGGAGCUGCAGUCAGUGCAGCGCGAGCUGGAGGUGCUGUCGGAGCAGUACUCGCAGAAGUGCCUGGAGAACGCGCACCUGGCGCAGGCGCUGGAGGCUGAGCGGCAGGCCCUGCGGCAGUGCCAGCGCGAGAACCAGGAGCUCAAUGCGCACAACCAGGAGCUGAAUAACCGCCUGGCCGCGGAGAUCACACGGUUACGGACCCUGCUGACCGGGGAUGGGGGCGGAGAGGCUGCUGGGUCGCCCCUGACACAGGGCAAAGAUGCUUAUGAGUUGGAGGUCCUACUGCGGGUCAAGGAGUCUGAGAUCCAGUACCUGAAGCAGGAGAUCAGCUCCCUCAAGGACGAGCUGCAGACGGCGCUGCGGGACAAGAAGUAUGCGAGCGACAAGUACAAAGACAUCUACACAGAGCUCAGCAUCGCCAAGGCCAAGGCCGACUGUGACAUCAGCAGGUUGAAAGAGCAGCUGAAAGCAGCCACAGAGGCACUGGGGGAGAAGCCCCCCGAGAGCACUGCUGUGGGCUAUGACAUCAUGAAGUCCAAGAGCAACCCUGACUUCCUGAAGAAGGACCGAUCCUGUGUCGGCCGGCAACUCCGAAACAUCAGGUCCAAGUCCGUAAUUGAGCAGGUCUCAUGGGAUAACUGACACGCGUCCGCUUCCAGGUCCCCUGGCGUAGAGUCUGAAGGAAGGCCUGACGGUGCAGGAGCGGCUGAAGCUCUUUGAAUCCAGGGACUUGAAGAAAGACUGACCAGUGGGCGCUCCCGGCUGCCCCCCCCCCCCCCGGCUUUGUGCCUUCCUCGUCGUUGCUGUCCCUGCUGUCACUAACUGGGUUUGGAUGCAUGAGAGACUGGGCGGCCCCACCCUGCCCUGCGAUUCCAGCUUCCUGUCGUCUCUGGCACACGGCUUUUCCUCUGUGGUUUCCUGAAACAAGGCAGGUGGCGCCGCUGGUGGGGGCCCCCUCCUGGCCAUCCCCACUGCACUCAGUAUUAAGGCCGAGGGUCCCCGGGGCGCUGGAGGGCCGGCACCUGUUAGCUCCACUGACGCAGCUUCGCUCACAGCCCACGUAGCCCGCAGGACUUCUCACGGCCUGGAGGGGGUUGAAGGCAGCCAUUCUGGUUUUUGGGUUUUUUUUUUUAUUAAAUCUUGCACAAACCCCGGC
Messenger RNA from Ochotona princeps (American pika), 7938 nucleotides. RefSeq names its product myosin phosphatase Rho interacting protein (gene MPRIP). Lineage: Eukaryota; Metazoa; Chordata; Mammalia; Lagomorpha; Ochotonidae. Gene Ontology annotation, biological process: actin filament organization. Gene Ontology annotation, cellular component: actin cytoskeleton. Bases 291 to 7424 code for a protein of 2377 amino acids. The record is from RefSeq and is a predicted model, not a curated record. Gene Ontology annotation, molecular function: actin filament binding. The transcript is spliced from 25 exons.